Molecule: messenger RNA, 783 nt
Organism: Sphenostylis stenocarpa
Lineage: Eukaryota; Viridiplantae; Streptophyta; Magnoliopsida; Fabales; Fabaceae
Source: the annotation of a GenBank genome assembly
AUGGCUGUGAUGGGUAAGGCAAAAGAAGCAGGACUUCCAUUGAUGAAGUUGGUUAAGUUAAGAGGGAUGCCGAUUUUGCAGCAAUUGCAUUUAGAGGAACGGCUGCUUCGAACCAGUUCAGAUAAUUGGUGCCUUAUUAAUGAUGGAACCAAUUCCCCUGCCAUUGUAAUGGGCUUGUCUGGGAAACUUUCAGAACUCGUCGAAGCCAAGCCUGUGUUGCGAGAUUGUAUACCCAUUAUCAGAAGGUUUACUGGGGGAGGAACUGUUGUUGUUGACCAUGACACUAUAUUUGUUACUUUGAUAUGCAAUAAAGAUGCUGUUCCAAAUGUGCAACCCUUUCCCCGCAGUAUCAUGUCAUGGAGUGGUUUAUUAUAUAGUGAAGUUUUUGAAGGGCUUGCUGAUUUCCAUCUCCGUGAGAAUGAUUAUGUGUUUGGUGAUCGCAAGUUUGGUGGUAAUGCUCAAUCUAUAACCAAGAAUCGGUGGAUACACCACACAUCUUUUUUAUGGAAUUAUGAGGUCAAGAACAUGUGUUAUCUCAAGUUACCUGCAAAGGCUCCUCAGUACCGAUUAACAAGAAGUCACAUGGAUUUUAUUUGUCGAAUGAAGGAGUAUUUGCCUAGAUCAGAAUUUAUUGAGAGAACCAUUAAGGCUCUUGGCAGCCAAUUUUCGGUGAAAUCCAUUAGCUUGGAGUCCAUAGAUUUUUCCUCUGUUUCUGAAUAUGUUCAUACCACUAAGCUUCUCACUGAGCAGGAAAUUCAGGAAACUUGCACUAUUCAAACUUGA